Messenger RNA from Poeciliopsis prolifica (blackstripe livebearer), 663 nucleotides. RefSeq names its product piggyBac transposable element-derived protein 3-like. Bases 213 to 548 code for a protein of 111 amino acids. The record is from RefSeq and is a predicted model, not a curated record. The transcript is spliced from 2 exons. NCBI's taxonomy places the organism in Eukaryota, Metazoa, Chordata, Actinopteri, Cyprinodontiformes, Poeciliidae.
CUCCUCAGACCCCGCGUCCUCAUAUGAGGACAUUACAUUUUUGCUGUUCUGCACCAUGAUACUGAAUUUGUAAGAAUUUUGACCAAUUGUCCUCAUCUCGGGGGCAUGUCCGCACCACCUAGUGGUCUCAUAAUGAAAUUACACUCAUUUGAAAAAAAACAGCAUGGCGGAGAUGACGGCCAAUUUCUUCGACGGCAACUCCCGACAGAAACAUGGACAAGGUGAACCUAACUGGUACAGUCAUGAAGAACAGGAUCCCAAAAGCAAUGCAGAAGCUUCCAAGUGACAAGAUCAUGAAGCAGCAAGACAGAUGGUCCUCCGCAUCAGUUGUCAGGGGAGUUGGGAAACUGAAUGUAGUGAAAUGGUUUGACAACAAGCCGGUCCUGAUGCUCUCUGCUGUCCAUGCUAAGGAGCCAGAGGACACCUGCCAGCGGUGGUCCAAGAAGGACAAAUGCUAUUUAACCAUCAGAAGACCAAAUAUUGUACAGGAGUACAAUGCAAAAAUGGGUGGGGUAGACUUAUCAGACAGAAUGAUGAGUUCGCUAUAACAUGUUCAUAAUGAAGUUCAUAAACUUUGCACUUUUCCAUGCAAAAGCUGCACACUUUUUUCUGCAAUUUUGUGUUUGUUGACAGUAUAAAAUAAACUUGUACUUUGUUAACCAA